Molecule: messenger RNA, 795 nt
Organism: Peronospora farinosa
Lineage: Eukaryota; Oomycota; Peronosporomycetes; Peronosporales; Peronosporaceae
Source: the annotation of a GenBank genome assembly
AUGGAUAAUGUUGCUCGUGGUGCUAUACUGCAUGGUAUUCCAACAGCCGAUGCUGAGCUUGUCUGUCACGAGGCAAGCGCUCACGCGAUGUGGUCGCGCUUUGUCGAUAAGCAAACCAAGAGAGAGUAUGCGAAUUACAUCUUUGCACGACAACUACUGUAUGCAAACAAGUAUACGCAUGACAGAAAUAUAAAUGAUUGGCUACGUGAGAUGGAACUUCAGCGGAAUGAGCUGCAACAUUACCAAAAAGUACUCUCUGAUGAAGAGUUCGCCGAGAUUAUUAUGAGCAAUGUGUUGCAGACACAUCGUGAGGUUGUUAGGCAAUUUUCUAAGCAUUACGACCCUGGGAUUCAGCGUUUGGCUCCGUCGUCGGCACAAGUGAUGAAUGCUCUUCGAGCAGAAUCGGAGUUGGAUGCCCGAAGUAACGAAACCCAACUACCCAAUAUUUGUGCUGCUCAACCUGCGAAGGAACCAAACAAACGGCUACAAAGACACUAUCAGCAACCCUGGAAAGAGAAGCGACGAGGGCGAAGUCAAUAUAAGGCCCAUGGCAGCAACCAUUACCAGAAGUCGGGUGGUGGUAGUGGCAAGGCUUUAACAGGAAAGAAGUAUUAUGGAGACAAUCGUGAAUGCUGGAACUGUCAUGUAAAGGGCCAUAUCCAGCGAGAUUGCACACGACCGAAGUACGCCAUAGAUGAUUCCAAGUCACAACUCCCGGAGCGUAAACGCUGGGAAAAUAGAAAGCAGAGUAAAGGCCAGUUUGGGAACAGAAGAGAAGUUGCCAUGCUCAAGUGA